CUCACAGUUCUGAGGUGCGGGGUUCAAUCCCCGUCCCCGCCUGUGUGGAGUUUGCAUGUUCUCCCCGUGCCUGCAUGGGUUUUCUCCGGGCACUCCGGUUUCCUCCCACAUCCCAAAAACAUGCAUUAAUUGGAGACUCUAAAUUGCCCGUAGGCAUGACUGUGAGUGCGAAUGGUUGUUAGUUUCUAUGUGCCCUGCGAUUGGCUGGCAACCAGUUCAGGGUGUACCCCGCCUCCUGCCCGAUGACAGCUGGGAUAGGCUCCAGCACGCCCGCGACCCUAGUGAGGAGAAGCGGCUCAGAAAAUGGAUGGAUGGAAGUUUUAGCCUUUCCAUUGCUUUGCCGAAGGUGAAUAUUGGUCCUAUCAGGCAUUAGUCCACGUUCGGCGAAUUCCAGGCUGGCCUUCCCGUUCUUCUCGCUACUGAGUCGUUGGCAUCUUGUAGUGUUUCUGUUCAUGCUCACAACAUUCACUCUAGCGCUUUGGUGGUUGUUGCUGAUGUCACUCAUAUUUGUCUCAGGGCCUUUCCGAGCAGCCCCACAAUGUCUCAUUCCAAUACAAAACAUACCUGUUAGUCACAUGUUUCAGUACAUAUUUAUCUUUUGGUCUUUACAUCUCUCUACAUUAAAAAAAAAAAAUACAUGAAUUGGCCUCACUGUUCCUCACUGUUCCACUCCAAACAAAUGAGUGUGGCCUCACUUCUGAUUUAUUGGUUAUUUAAAUCAUUUCGAGGUGUGUCCCAAGACUUUUGUCCAUACACUUUUUCAAGGCAAUCAGAUGUUAGAUAACGCAGAGUCUCCAGACCACCCAAACAGAACAUCAGGGUUGAUGGCCCACCAUCAAUUACAAAUGUCAUGCAGCCCACAUGCGCCUGUGGCAACAUAUCAGUUAUAAUGAAGGUUAGCUAGAAAGGAGCCAAACCAAGCAGGGACUUCUUUUUUAUUUUAUUUUUUUUAAACCCAAAUGUUUGAACAGUUUCAGACCAUGAAGGGAUGGAUCUUUCGAGUCACUCUCCCACUGACCUCUCGGAGCAAUACAGUGGGCUUCAGGCACUGGACGUUAUCUGACAACAUGUGAAAGUCAGAGAAAAGCUUGUCGUGUACAUGAAGCAACCUUGGCGACAUGGUCCUCGGAAGAGGAAGGUGAUGUGUGUUUAUCUACGUGGAGAUAGCAACGUGGCCUUGUGGGCACAUCGUGUAUAUAUACACAGGCCCGCUCAGACAUCCACAGCCAGAAUUCAAAGUCAACGCGACAGCACUGACAUCCAAACUGUUUCUUAAUACCGCGAUCAAGUUUUUGUUCUCUUCAAGCAAAGUAUUCCUGUAAAAACAAAAUGCUGCCGGCAACUUUCAAACUGUGUGCUGGCAUCUCCUACCGCCAUAUGAGGAACAUGAGAGGUCCGGGCCCCAGUAACUGGAUCAGCCAAGUCCGGAGACGAAGUUCCCUCCUCGGUUGUCCAAUUAGGGAGGAGAAUGGAUACAGUGAGGAGGAAAUGUCCUAUGUGAAACAAGGUGAAGAUGCACUGCAGCGAGCUAUCGGAAUACUCAGCGAGCGGGAGGGCUGGAUUGUCGAAACGGUCGCCGCAAAUGGUGACAAAGUCCUGAGUAAGAUGUUGCCUAGCAUCGGAAAGGUGUUCCGGCUAGAAGUGCUGUUGGACCAACAUCCAGACAGUCUUUAUGGAGAGCUGGUGGGAAACAUGGAGCAGAUGGGGGAGUGGAACCCGAACGUGAAGCAAGUCAAGAUUCUUCAAAAGAUCGGCAAGGACACAAUGGUGACCCAUGAGGUCUCAGGAGACACACCUGGCAAUGUAGUGGGGCCUCGGGACUUUGUCAGCGUCCGCUGCGCCAAGCGCCGCGGCUCCGCCUGCUUCCUGGCCGGAACGGCCACUCAGCACCCGAAGAUGCCCGAGCAGAGGGGCGUGGUCCGGGCAGAGAAUGGGCCCACCUGUAUAGUUCUGAAGCCCAGCAAUGAAGACCCGAAUAAGACCAAGUUCACCUGGUUACUAAAUAUAGAUUUAAAGGGCUGGAUCCCAAAGACCAUCAUCAACAAAGUGCUUUCCCAGACACAGGUGGACUUCGCCAACCACCUCAGGCAAAGGAUGGCCAGUCAGGUUUCCGUGGAGAUGGCUCACACGUGCUGACACAACAUGGCUCCCGUGCUUUCAAACUCAUGCGCCAUCAAACAUCACAAACACGCUAUGAUCAGCGAAGAAAAAGAAAGAAACAAUUAUUAGGGAAAUUAGACGAAUAUAUUGCUUGACUUAAAUCAGGAAAUCGGAGCAAUCUUACACCUCUUAAUAGGCAUGGGUAUCGUCCAUCGCUGUACUGUGAAAAUGCGCAUUUUAUUGCAGUACUUUAUUUAUUGAUUUUGUGCCGUUGCAUUAAAUGAGCUGCCAUGUGAAUAAACGAUUUCUAUGCUAUUCCUAUUUAUGAUUGUUGUCAAAAGGCACCAAGGUGAUACUCUGAUUUUCUCCUGAUGCACUACAACUCAAACAAAUGCUACAAGAACAGUUCGUAGUCUUGCCUGACUACAGUAGAGCUAAUGUGGUCAUCAGCAUUGUGGGGAACAUAGCCAAGCACAGUCAGACAUACAUACCAGCAUUCUUCGUGUGGAAGAGGACGGAUCCAAGUGUCUUCCAGAUCCGUGAUAGCUUGCCACAGAGCACAGGCAUUAAGUCCGUCUUACGCUCGCGCAGAUGCCAGCAGCACAUUUCCUCACAAGUAACAAUGGAUUUUAUCUCUGAAAGGAAAUCGGUUCGUGGGCGCUUGUGUAAGUAACCUUUCCGCUUUUUGUAUGGAGCCAAUUCAUCCAAAAUGUCUUCACUGAGGAGAGACUUUUCUUCACUGUAGCGCAAACUGACUAAAGUUGCAGGCUACAGCACCAGCGAAGCCAUCAAUGUGAGCAUCCUCCCAUUCAAAUAGUUCUGCCCUAGUGGUUAGCGCAACUGCCUCAUAGUUUGGAGGUUUGGGAUUCAAAUCUCGGCUCUGGCCAUCAUGUGUGGAAUUUGCAUGUGCUCCCCGUGCUUGCGUUGGUUUUCUCUGCGUGGUCUGGCUUCCCCCCACAUUCCAGGUGAGCUUAAUUGAAGACGCGAAAAUCCCCAUUGGUCUCCUGUGAAUAGAAAGCAGAGUUGAAAAUGCUGGAUAGUAUUGCUCCAUUUUUGCGCUAUUAUUUGGCAUUUGGAAGUACAGCAACUACAAAUAAAGCUUGACAUGUUUAUCAUCA
Messenger RNA from Phyllopteryx taeniolatus (common seadragon), 3218 nucleotides. RefSeq names its product steroidogenic acute regulatory protein (gene star). Gene Ontology annotation, biological process: steroid biosynthetic process; regulation of steroid biosynthetic process; intracellular cholesterol transport. The transcript has 7 exons. Bases 1330 to 2136 code for a protein of 268 amino acids. NCBI's taxonomy places the organism in Eukaryota, Metazoa, Chordata, Actinopteri, Syngnathiformes, Syngnathidae. Gene Ontology annotation, molecular function: cholesterol binding; cholesterol transfer activity. Gene Ontology annotation, cellular component: mitochondrion; mitochondrial intermembrane space. The record is from RefSeq and is a predicted model, not a curated record.